Miniopterus natalensis is the source of this 2695-nucleotide messenger RNA. The record is from RefSeq and is a predicted model, not a curated record. NCBI's taxonomy places the organism in Eukaryota, Metazoa, Chordata, Mammalia, Chiroptera, Miniopteridae.
AUUGGUAGGUCUGUUCUCUAAGUUUAUUUGUUUGACUACACAUACCACAAGACGGAGUAUAGUUGAUUAUUCUACCGAGUACAAUACACAAGAGAAAUUACUGCAUUCAGUAUAAGGGAUUUUUGCCAUCAAUUUAAAAUGAAAAGAAGUAAAGAAGUGAUAACUAAAAAUCAUAAUCAAGAAGAAAUAAAUGUUCUUCGUUGUUGGAAAUGUAGAAAAUGCAUAGCAAGUUCUGGUUGUUUGAUGAAAUAUCUUGAGAAUCAAGUGAUUAAGGAUAGCUAUGACUCAGCUGAUGAUCACGAUGCUUGUCGUGUGUGGCACAUGAACAUAGAAGCCCUUCCAGAGUGGAUAAACUGCCUAAUACAAAAGGCCCAGUGGACGGUGGGAAAACUGAAUUGCCCUUUCUGCGGGGCCCGCCUCGGGGGCUUUAAUUUUGUCAGCUCUCCAAAAUGCGCCUGCGGCCAGCGCGCAGCUGUGCAUCUCUCCCGGAGCCGGACCGACUGCCAGCCCGCGCGGGCGGGCCGCCUAACGACACCGCCGCUCAGACACUCGCCACAUCCUAGAGUUCAGUCAGGUGGCGGCUCGGACACUCUGCUCACAGGUGGCGCCUUCAGAAACAGAAACCGCAGGCCUUCGGCCAUGGCACAAAAGAGUCACGGGCCCGGGCGACUAACAGAGGCCCUCUGCCUGGAGGUCGGGUGGGCGCCUUUGCAGGUCAAGAAGGAAAAGCUGCUCUUCAAAGCGUCCGACUCCAAAUGCCAGCUUUUUGUUCCCCAGCUUGGGGCUGCCACCUGCCCCCGGAGAGCUCUCCAUAGAAAAUCGCACAGCUUGGAUCUGAGCGUCAGCGAGAAGCUGACUUUCUUGCCCACGUUCUGUGAAAUCCGGAGUAAGACUGCGGCCCACCCCAGGCUGAGGGAGGCGCCGUCGGAGCCUGGCAAGCUCGGCCGCCCCUUUCCCGUGGCAUCAGGCCUGGAUCCUGACACGCCGCUGCAGAGGUUUUCAGCGGCUCCGCGUGAGACCCAGGCACAGAGACAAAGAGGAGGAGAAUUGCAGCAUGCUCUGGAAGCUUCUGCAGCGUACGCGGAGCGCGCUGGCUCUGACAGCCUGGCUUUCCUGGUGGACCUGCCCUCGGGCGGCAGGAGCGCGCUGGAGGCCUCGGACCAGGAGGAGCGCCUGUCCCCGCUGCACUUCUUGGGCUCGGGCAGCUUUUCGUUGGGGGCCAUUAAUCAGAGGCUCAGUAAGAGGGAGAGGAGCAAGUUGAAGAACCUGCGAAGGAAACAGCGAAGGCAUGAAAGGUGGUUGCAGAAGCAGGGUAAAUACCCAGGAGUGGGAUUGCUGAAUCAUAUGACUUUGACUAAUGACAUGAGUACAGAUGAUGAGAAUGAAUAUGUAGAAGAAAAGGAAAGCUACAUCUGUGCAGUGUGUCUGGAUGUUUAUUUCAACCCCUACAUGUGUUACCCCUGCCACCACAUCUUCUGUGAGCCCUGCUUACGGACCCUUGCCAAAGACAAUCCUGCGAGCACUCCCUGCCCACUGUGUCGGACAAUUAUUUCCAGAGUCUUCUUCCAGACAGAGCUGAACAAUGCCACAAAAACAUUCUUCACUAAAGAAUAUUUGAAAAUAAAGCAGAGCUUUCAGAAGUCCAGCUCUGCAAAGUGGCCCCUACCGAGCUGCAAAAAGAAAGCUUUCCAUCUGUUUGGAGGCUUCCACAGACGCGCGGCCCCAGUCACCAGGAGGCAGUUCCCGCAUGGUGCGCACCGGAUGGACUACCUGCACUUCGAGGAUGACAGCCGUGGGUGGUGGUUUGACAUGGAUAUGGUGAUCAUCUACAUUUACUCAGUGAACUGGAUCAUUGGAUUCAUUGUUUUCUGCUUUCUUUGCUAUUUUUUCUUUCCAUUUUAGGAAUUUUCACACCUUACCACAGUUGAACAAUCACGGGUGAUACAGAUAACAAUUGCUUAAACAUUUUGUAACUGUGCUUUGAACUUUUUAUAAUGUUGUAUUAUAUAAAAUGUGGGUGUUUAUAGGAAGUCCGAGAAUAAGUAACUUAUUAGUAAUUUAUUAAUGUUUUUCAUGUAACAAACUAGACUUGAUCUAUCUAGCUCUUAGCACCAAUGCACUAUGAAUUUAUAGUUGUUCUUUGUUUAGGAUUUGUGGGCUCUAAUUUUACAGUCUUUCAUACUUACCUUCAUUGUAAAAACUGUUUUCCUCCACUUAAAAAUAGUAAAAAUACAAAAUAAAAUGAUAAUAUGGAUAUGUAUCAGAAAAAAUAUUUAGUCAGUCACCACUUAUUCUCAGGCAAAUAUAUGCAUUCGAGAUAAGCCACAUUCUCGGGCACUGGUCCAACAGGGUAUAUUCUGUUUUGGUUUCCAGUCAUCCCUAAUUAUGCCCCUUUCUAUUACCAAGAAAGCUGGCUGUCCUAAGACCUAAGAGAGCUUUAGUGCAACAUUUUUAAUUAUUACAAGAACAAAAUAGUAAGUAUUAAAAAAGAGACUAACCCCCACCAAUAGAAACUUAGAGAAAUAUAUUAAUACUUUUUGAAUUACAAGAUUACGCACCCAAAGAAAUAAAAAAAAUUAUUGACUGAUUUUCAGUAGUCUAAAAUAGCAGUGCAUGUCCAAACUGUAAUCUAAUGAUUCAUUUAACUAUAAGGUUGUCAAAUACAUAGUAAAUGUGCAAUAAAGAGUGACUUUUA